This is a messenger RNA of Venturia canescens, 1658 nucleotides long. It is a transcript of the gene Cth, whose product is annotated as Cystathionine gamma-lyase. NCBI's taxonomy places the organism in Eukaryota, Metazoa, Arthropoda, Insecta, Hymenoptera, Ichneumonidae. The transcript has 8 exons. Gene Ontology annotation, biological process: transsulfuration. The record is from RefSeq and is a predicted model, not a curated record. Gene Ontology annotation, cellular component: cytoplasm. Gene Ontology annotation, molecular function: pyridoxal phosphate binding; carbon-sulfur lyase activity. The coding region runs from base 157 to 1311 and encodes 384 amino acids.
AUGCUCCACUCCAGAUGUUUGGUACGCCAAUGAAAAAACAACUAAAUUGAUUCGGAGUGGGGACGCGGUAUUAAAGGUGCUCUGGAGUGUAACUUUCGUGAUUUCGUCAGUAUUUCGCCAUCAGUCAGUGUCAACGCACAACCAAGGUCGAAAAAAAUGGAUCAAGGAUUCGCUACUAAAGCCAUCCACGUUGGGCAAGAUCCUGAACAAUGGAAACAUUGUUCGGUUGUUCCGCCGUUGGUGAUGUCAACGACUUUUCGACAGGACGCACCAGCUCAACAUAGGGGCUUUGAGUACGGGAGAAGCGGAAAUCCAACGAGGAACGUAUUGGAGGAGUGUUUGGCAGCUUUGGAGAAUGGAAAACACGGAUUGGUCUUCUCGUCCGGUUUAGGAGUGACGACGGCUCUGACCUCGUUGCUGAGUUCGGGCGAUCACAUUAUUUGCGGUGACGAUGUUUACGGUGGCACUAAUCGUUACUUUCGUCAAUGCGCCUCUAGAUUCGGCAUCGAAACUUCUUUCAUCGAUGGCACUGAUCCCCAAAAUAUCAUUAAUGCACUCCAAAAAAAUACCAAGAUGGUGUGGCUAGAAUCUCCGACGAAUCCUCUCUUGAAAUUGAUCGACAUCAAAGCAGUUACGGAACUCGUGAAAUCGCAGCGUCCCGAAAUAAUUAUAGUCGUGGAUAAUACAUUUCUGACUUGCUACUUCCAGCGGCCGUUGGAUUUUGGAGUUGACAUUGUCAUGUACUCGUUGACGAAAUACAUGAAUGGGCAUUCGGAUAUUAUAAUGGGAGCUGCCAUAACACAGGACGACGAGCUUGAAAAAAAAUUGCGUUUCCUUCAAAAUGCUUUGGGUAUUGUGCCAUCGCCAUUCGAUUGUUCUCAGGUUAAUCGAAGUUUAAAAACUUUGGAAAUUCGAAUGCAACAGCACAUGAAAAACGGUUUGGCAGUUGCCAAGUUUUUGGAAAAUCAUCCAUUUGUCGACAGAGUUAUUCACCCACUUCUUCCAUCUCAUCCUCAACACGAUCUCGCGAAAAAACAAGCGAGUGGGCACAGUGGAAUGGUUUCCUUUUAUCUUAAAGGAAAUUCUCGCAAGUUCUUGGAGUCUCUGAAAAUUUUCACCCUCGCAGAAUCUCUCGGAGGUUAUGAGUCACUUGCGGAAUUACCAUCGGUGAUGACUCACGCUUCGGUGCCUGAGGCAGACAGAGCGCAGUUGGGUAUAACUGAUCAACUAGUGCGACUUUCGGUGGGAUUGGAAACCGAAGUGGAUUUGUUGGCGGAUAUCGAUCAAGCGUUGAAGGCAGCUCAAAAUUAAGCGUCCAAAAUUUAUGUCACAUCGAUCGCAUGUUUCGGAUCCAAGUGUUCCUCUUCGAAGUUGUGCUGAUAAAAUAUUUAUGUCGCGUGGAAUGUAACGAAAAAUGUGUAAAACGUUCUCUAGACUGAGGGCGAUCGAAAUUAUGGGCAUGUACAAUUAGCUGAUAGAGGAGACCGGGGCUAGUUGGCCACUGGGCGAGUUGACUUAUAAACAAUAACAUCCAAGCUACGGAAUGUAAACAUACGCGAGGUUGAUAUAAUUGUUCAUUGUAACGUCUCACUUAUUUGUGUCUCAACGCGUCGAAGCGACACGUCAUUUAGGAACAGUAAAGAAUUUUUGUAAAUCCA